CCAAACUUUGCAUCCAAGCUCAGAUUUACAACACUGCUGUCCUGAUCCAGAUCCUUAUCCUCCCACUGACGCGCGGACGCACCAGUGUCUCCACUGGUGCUGCUGAAUGCUGCAAGGCAGAGAGAGAGAUAGAGAGAGAGAGAGAGAGAGAGAGAGAGAGGGAGAGAGAGAGAGAGAGAGAGAGAGAGAGAGAGAGAGAGAGAGGGAGAGAGAGAGAGAGAGAGAGACUCAUGGGAUGCUGAUGAUUGAUCCGGACUAAGUGGAUGCUAUCGAUGCGGCUUGCAGAUGUUUUCCCCUCCAGUUGGUUCAACAAGCUGAUGCGCACAAUGAGACCUGUUCUUCUCCUCACAUGUCUCUCAGACACGGUAGUGUGAGCAGCAGCUGCGCACUGUAUGGGAACGCCGGGUCAUCGAUGCAGAACUCCUCAGCGCUGUUCGGGAUGGUCAGCCACUGUCAGACCCCCGCGUUCACGGACUUCACCGGCAUGACGCUCUCCAUGUUCAGCGGCAAGGCGGACAUCUGUGCGCGGCGAGCCGGGAGCGGUGCUUAUGGAUCUCAGCUUUGCCGGAGCCCACAUGACACCGCGACUCCCAUGAGCUGCGCCAGCCCCAAGCGACUCUGCGCGUCCGAGCCAAAAACGCAUGUGUCAGCCAAAGCUCCGCGCUCCUGCUUCUCUCUCGCACCCGUGCAAGUGAAUGGUGCCUUCUGCUCAGAGAAAGAUGUUGACGCUGAGGACACACUAAUGCGAUGUGGGCAGAACCUGCCACUGCCGAUGGGGGGUCAUUCAGGGGGGACUUACCCCCAGAGCCUCCACUGCGACAGACCCACCCCCGACCUCCAUCUGCAGGACGGCCCUCACCAAGACACAAGAUCCUCCUCUGUCUUCCACAGGACUCUGCCAGGAGCCUCACAUGGACUGAGCUGUGGCAGUGCCAGCACGGCACGCUCCUCUCUGGCUUACCUAAUCAAACAGGAGAAUUCAAUGGGCUAUAAAACCCCUAGCACAGGGUCAGGGGUUCAUAGCUCAUCUCAGGCCCGUUAUCAGAUUUGUAGAACAGGGGAAGGUUUGGGGGCACCAAGGGAUUUGACAGUCGUAGGUCCACAUGUUAGCAACAACGGUAGUAGCAUAUGUACAGCAGGCGGCGUCGGAAGUGCUGUGUUAAGUGACGCAGUUCAACCGUUUAAUAAUGAAGAUGGCUCCUCCCCACUGGCUUUGUCUCCUACUGGCUCCCAUCAUUCAGCACGGCUGCCCAGUGCGAACAGUCUGAAGAGACGCUGCCUGUCCCUGGCCUCACAGUCUAUUUCUGCUGCAGGAACUGGCAGCGUUGCUGCGACAAGUUCACCAUCAGCUUCUGGCGCCGCUUCCGAGGACAUCAAUAUCACCGCCAUCACCUGCUCCUCCUCCCAGAUGUCGAUGGUGGCCUGUGUCAACGGGUUACGUACUAAUCUCUCACCCAGCCACGCCAGCAGUGCCGGCUUCUCCUCCUCUUCCUCCUCCUCUUCUACAUCCCCACCCUCUAACUCCUGUUCACAAGAAGCCCAACAGAGGCCCCAAGCUCACGGCAGCCCCCAACAAACUACGGGACAGGAGAGCUGUCAGCUGUCCUCACCUGCCUCCUGCCUUUUAUCUCUUUCCUGCUGCUCCACGUCCUCCUCGUCAGUGUCAUCAGUGGAACCAGAGCAGGGCCAGGGGCAGAGCCAGGGGCCGUGUGAGGAGCAGGGCUCCAUGCUGCAGGGGUGUGGAGCUGGAGGAACAGCUAGGGGAGGAGUGGGAGGCUCGGAUGGGCUUGGGAUGUUGAUGAGUGGGGCUCUGAUGUCUGGGACGCUGACUUCGGGGCCUGAAGCUGGAGUUCUUCUGGAUGGGGGGCAAAAAUCAGGAGCUGUCCUCAAGCAGGAGCCUCUUGAUGAUUUCUCUCCCAGUGAAGAUGAACUCUUUCAGCAGCACUAUCACCAUCAUUUAAGUGGUCGUAGUGGGCACCUUCGUCACCCACAUCACCCCCCUCGAUCUGCCAUGCCUCCGCCCUACCACCUGCACCAAUACGUGGGGCCCAGCCCUGGGGGCCUGUUGCACAGCCUGAGCCAGCAAACAGCUUCAGCUUCCUCUCUAGGACACAAACAAACCUCUGGAUGCUCGUCUGGGUCCAUAGUCCCAGAACAGGAGGAGGCCGUUGGAGGUACACUGGGGGAAAGGCAGGUGUGUCGCUGGAUUGACUGUAGUGCUGCGUAUGAGCAGCAGGAGGAGCUUGUGAGGCAUAUUGAGAAAGUUCACAUCGACCAGCGCAAAGGCGAAGACUUCACCUGUUUCUGGGCUGGCUGCAUUCGCCGAUACAAGCCCUUCAAUGCGCGGUACAAGCUGCUCAUUCACAUGAGGGUCCACUCUGGAGAGAAACCCAACAAGUGUAUGUUUGAGGGCUGCAACAAAGCGUUUUCCCGUCUGGAGAACCUAAAGAUCCACCUGAGGAGUCACACAGGAGAGAAACCGUACCUGUGCCAGCAUCCCGGCUGCCAGAAAGCUUUCAGCAACUCCAGCGACCGCGCAAAGCAUCAGCGCACUCACCUGGACACGAAACCGUACGCGUGUCAGAUUCCUGGCUGCACCAAGCGUUACACAGACCCCAGCUCCCUACGCAAACACGUCAAGAUCCACUCGGCCAAAGAGCAACAGGUGCGUAGAAAGCUCCGGCCCUGCCCUCACUUGGAGCAGGACGUCCUGAGCGACUGUUUGUCCAUGCAGCACCGUCAAAGCUCCGCCUCCUCGCAGCAACUGUACAACGGCAAAGAUGGUCGUUCUCCUGGACUGGGUCAAGACAUCUUCACAGGCCUGUACACUGGCUCCAGCACCCCCCAUCACAGCGCGUCAGUGGAGCUCCUUUCCCCUAACCCCAACCCUGUGUCCACCACUGACCUGCCCUCCAGACACCACCGACUCGACCGUGACCACAGCAGCCCUCAUCAUCUGUCCCCGCUGACUGCUAUGGACGGCACAAGAGACAGUGUGUCUGCUCCCCUCCAGUCUCCUGGGAUAAAGGGAACAGGAACGCCUCCGCCGCCUCCUCCUCCUCCUCCUCUGGAGAAACAGCAUGUUCACCCUCACCAAAAGCCCUACUCUCACUAUCACCACCAUCAGCCUGCUAACGAUGAAUAUCAAGGCAGCUUUCAGAGCUGCUUCCAUUUUGGAGACUCUUACAGGAUGGAGCAGACGGUCGGUGGUGUCCACAUCCCGGGAGAUUCUCACGCCUACACUUCCCAUCAGCACAAUGGCUUCCACAUGUCAACGAGCAACGCUAGCUCUGCUAGCUUCACUUUGACCCAAGAGCUGCAAGGAAAUGCAGGGUGCCAGUUCUCUUCAAGCCCAGAGGAGAGCAUCUUCUUCCAGGUGGGCAGCUUCGACCGCAGCCUGAGCCACAUGUCGUCCAUCUAUACUGAGACAUAGAGCGCUAUCGCCACCACACCCACUCUUGUGCUCUGCAGGCAAAUGCCUCACACAUGCAUCUUCACACACACACACACACACGCACGCCCCGAUCAGCACUUCCACAGUUCAGCAGUUCCUGAUUUUGUUUUGUUUUUUUUACUUACAGAAAGUGUCUAAUAUAAUAAAUAUAUAUAUAUAUAUAUAUAUGAAAACAUUGUGAAGUUAAUUCAGACUAGUGGACCGCACAAGAUCUGACCCAUUCAAACAACAGCAUCAUCACCAGGAAGUGAUACUUCUUGUCCAGUAAUUCAGAAUACAAAGGAUGUGAUCUGAUUCUGUUUCAGUGAAACUCCACACAUUUUGAACAUUCCAAUUGGUUCGGUUGUCCCGAGCUUCUGUGACUGUGAAGGAAACUUUCUAGUGUGUGACAAAAUAACCCCAGUGAUGCCAUGAGAGUCAUUAAGGAUCGGACUCGAGACAGAUGCGUCACAGGCGGCGGCUGUUAUGAAUGUGGGAUGUGCAGUUUUAAAUAUGUGACUAUUUAGCCUGCGGGAAGAGUCUUCCCAAAGACACUGCUGAAUUGCUAGGAGAAGUGUAACAUCAGGUAUUUCAGACUGAAGUCAAGGUUUGCACAUUGUGCUUUCAUUCUGUCAUGAGCAAGUCCCCACACAUCAUGAAAGAACUACUGUUAAAUGUUCAACCCAUAUGUCCUUUGAGACUUUUUUUAAUCCAGUGUUUCAGAAUUCUCCGAAAUAUGUUUCAAUGAGAAAGCAAUGAGUUGAAUGUGUUUAAU
This is a messenger RNA of Solea solea (common sole), 4208 nucleotides long. RefSeq names its product zinc finger protein GLIS3 (gene glis1b). Lineage: Eukaryota; Metazoa; Chordata; Actinopteri; Pleuronectiformes; Soleidae. Gene Ontology annotation, cellular component: nucleus. Gene Ontology annotation, molecular function: RNA polymerase II cis-regulatory region sequence-specific DNA binding; DNA-binding transcription factor activity, RNA polymerase II-specific. Bases 350 to 3433 code for a protein of 1027 amino acids. The transcript is spliced from 11 exons. The record is from RefSeq and is a predicted model, not a curated record. Gene Ontology annotation, biological process: regulation of transcription by RNA polymerase II.